AUGUCGUCCAUCCUGCCCUUCACCCCCCCGAUCGUGAAGCGCCUGCUGGGCUGGAAGAAGGGCGAGCAGAACGGGCAGGAGGAGAAGUGGUGCGAGAAGGCGGUCAAGAGCCUGGUGAAGAAGCUGAAGAAGACGGGGCAGCUGGACGAGCUGGAGAAGGCGAUCACCACGCAGAGCGCCAACACCAAGUGCAUCACCAUCCCCAGGUCCCUGGAUGGUCGCCUGCAGGUGUCCCAUCGGAAGGGGCUCCCCCAUGUCAUCUACUGCCGCCUGUGGCGAUGGCCGGACCUGCACAGCCACCACGAGCUGCGGGCCAUGGAGCUGUGUGAGUUCGCAUUCAACAUGAAGAAGGACGAGGUGUGCGUGAACCCUUACCACUACCAGAGGGUGGAGACACCAGUUCUACCUCCCGUGUUGGUGCCGCGCCACACAGAGAUCCCGGCCGAGUUCCCCCCGCUGGAGGACUACACCCAUUCCAUCCCCGAGAACACUAACUUCCCCGCCGGCAUCGAGCCCCAGAGCAAUAUUCCAGAGACCCCGCCCCCCGGCUACCUGAGUGAAGAUGGAGAAACCAGCGACCACCAGAUGAACCACAGCAUGGAUGCAGGUUCCCCAAACCUCUCCCCGAAUCCGAUGUCCCCAGCACACAAUAACUUGGACCUGCAGCCAGUCACCUACUGCGAGCCGGCCUUCUGGUGCUCCAUCUCCUACUAUGAGCUGAACCAGCGCGUUGGGGAGACUUUCCACGCCUCGCAGCCGUCCAUGACGGUGGACGGCUUCACCGACCCCUCCAACUCGGAGCGCUUCUGCCUGGGCCUGCUGUCCAACGUGAACAGGAACGCGGCGGUGGAGCUGACACGGAGGCACAUUGGGAGAGGCGUGCGGCUCUACUACAUCGGAGGGGAGGUCUUCGCAGAGUGCCUCAGUGACAGCGCUAUCUUUGUUCAGUCUCCCAACUGUAACCAACGCUACGGCUGGCACCCUGCCACCGUCUGCAAGAUCCCCCCAGGAUGCAACCUGAAGAUCUUCAAUAACCAGGAGUUCGCUGCACUGCUGGCUCAGUCUGUGAACCAGGGCUUCGAGGCCGUCUACCAGCUGACGCGCAUGUGCACCAUCCGCAUGAGCUUUGUUAAAGGCUGGGGAGCCGAGUACAGGAGACAGACAGUGACUAGCACCCCCUGCUGGAUUGAGCUGCACUUGAACGGACCUUUGCAGUGGCUGGACAAGGUCCUCACACAGAUGGGCUCCCCCAGCAUCCGCUGUUCCAGCGUGUCCUAGAGGUCCUGAGCACGCAGGGGCAGGCAGGCUCGCUUGCGACAGUGGCCAGGGAGGAGACGGAGACCGGAACUCUACUCAGCCUGCUCGUGCCAAGGAAGAAGUAUGUUUUCUCCCUCAACUAAGGUGACACCAGCCUGUUCUUGCGAAGCACAGAAGCAAAGAUUUUACGAACAGUGGUGUCUGCCGAACCCGUGUGCCCUCGGCCCCAGUUUGAAGGACAAGAAACAGCUUGUGUGCUGGUGGCAUGAGCGAACAGGUCCUGUUCAGCUGCCUGGCCUUCCCCCAGCCUCCUGUUCAAAGGACAGCAAUCUGGGAUGUCAGAGUCCAACAGCAAAGCCCCUCUGUCCAGGGCCGGGGUGUGGAAUCUACCUUGGAAGGAAGUUCCGGCUCUCUGGCACGUGUGACAGACGGACACCUCUCUAUAUGUGCAUUUCCAGCCAAGCCCCUCUGUGCGGGCAGAGUGGGGAGCCUGGCGACCUCUCCGCGUGGCGGGGAGCGCCCCACUGGCUCUCUCCUUUCUCCAAACACUGAUUGGUGAGACAAAUGUGUUCAGCAGGAUGUGGUGCAGCCGUCUCUUCUUCCGGAAGCUCUCUGUUCUUUCUCCCUCGGAGCGGUUGGAAGGAUCUGCCGAGGCUCAGCGUGUACGCAGUGUAGUUUAUCAUACUGAUCUCAGAGAUUUGAGUGACAUUAAGUGUUCCCGAGAGGCAAGGGCUGAGCGACAUCGUGCUGGGGGCAGCUCCGGCACCAGAAGUACUUGCUCCAUACAGUCAUGCACAUGGCUGUGUUGGUUUAGUAAAUCAGUUGCAUUAAGUAAAUCAACUUUAUCAUAUGCUCUUUUAAAAGUUUUAUAUUAAAAAAAAAAAUUCUGGGUAGGCACAUUGACUGGGAAACCGGAGGAAAAGCCAGCACACAACUAUUUCCUCCUCUGCCCCAAGGUGAAGCUCUGCCAGGUUUAGUGGAGGAGCCACCUGCCAGCACGUUGGGAAGUUGGAAUUCACAGAAGCAAAUGCACCAGAAGGGAAACAUCUCAGGCCAACAUACGCAUAUGAAAGGGCUAUUAAAUUUUUUUUAUACCUUUGAAAAUUGCAGGGUUGGUGUAAAGAGGUCUGUCAUCUCCACCCUGGGAUGGAAGAUUAUCUAGCUCACCGCGGAGGCCCAUCAGCGACAACCAUAGCAGUGAUACUGUGUAAUAAGUACUGCUCCCAGUGGCAAUUAGGGAGAAAACUGGUAUAAAUUAUUUCAACUGGAAAAAAAAAAGACAGAACCCUCUCUCUUACUGGCCUUUUGCAGAAUACAGCAGACAGGAUUGACACCUGCAAAUGGUACUUUACUCUUUGCUGCUUUUUUUUUUUUUUUUUAAAUGAAAGGACUUCUCACAUCUUUGCAUGGAUUUAUACCAGAAAAAAUAAAAGGAUUUCCUAUGGAAGUCCCGUCUUAUUCCAGGUGAAGGGAAGAAAGUGUAACUUUUGGCAGGUUCUGAACCUCGAAUGUGAUGCAAUUUCUGAUGCUCGAUGCAGACUUGGGCCACUCGCUGGUGCCCCGCCUGCAGGGCCCUGUGCCCCGCGGGUGGAGCCGUGAGAUUUCCAGGUAGGAGCACUGCUCCCCGAGCCUCCUGAGGACACAGGAAGAGAAGGAAGGAGCGCCCUGCCAGGCCUGUGUGCAUCUUCCCGCGGGGAAGCUGACCCGGAACUCAGUGAGGCUAUGAAACUCUCCACUUCCUCUGCAGCCCUAACUCUUCGGACCUGGCUCGAUGCUCUGAAGACUGCCGCUUGCAAACACGGGAAGUCCUCUGAUCCUCCCGGAUGUGCAUUUGUGUUCCUGGUCAGUUCUGAGACCCAGGGCGAGAACGCGGAGUGAUCACAGUCCCUCUCCUGAAAGCCACGGGCAGCGGCCUCUGAGGGCCUGGCUUCCUGGGCACGCAGUCAUCCUCCAGGCGCGUGGAAUCCAGCUUCAGGGACAGCCCAAGCCUGCAGAGCCAGGGCUCAGGUUGGGCUGUAUUUGGAUGGCGUCUGAACUCUCAGCGCUCAAAUCUGAUGGUUGCUUCUAGGAGGCAUGAGGUUUGGAUUUCGUGUUUUUCCCGAAGGCUGUUUCCUUGGCCCGUUCUCUUCGCAGACCACUGGAGGAGGAUGAAUUAUCGUAAGCAAGCUGCCCUUGGCAUCACUGACAGGAAGUUCGGGCAUACUCAGAGGCUGGCCGGGCCGCUGCUCCUGUCACUCAGCAGCAGAGGUCUUUCGGGCAUGUGUAAUUAGUGUCCUUUCUUCGUGUUAAAUUCUGUUGUACAAAUGGCAUUUAUACAUUUAAAAACUUUUUAAAGGUGGCUGUUCGAUAGCAGUUUUAAGUAUGGUUCCCUCAGGCCACGUGACUACCUGUGUGGACAGACCCCAGCCCUGGGCCUGGGGCAGGGGUCCUUGUCUCUGCCUGAGGAGCCAACGUUCAGUCCUUGUCCUCCUCCGCCCUGCGCGUCACCGACUUCACUUCGUAGUGCAGAGCCUGGCAGUGCACGCUCGGGAGCCGCUCGGCAGGGUUGGGUUACAGGCCUGUGCCCACACGUCGCCUCGGCCAGCCACCUUCCUGCCAGGCUGCAGUGGGGAGACCCGACGUUUUCAGAGGAGCCGGGAGUCAGGAGCAGAGACUUGGACUCUUAGGAAAAACACGAGGGCGAGGCUGCUGGCAGACUUUUCCAUUGUCCUGAUGUUGUCUGUGUUGUAUUUUUUUUUUUUAACUGACCAUGGUGAUUAUUUUUUAAAAUUGUUAAUGUAUUGAAAUGAGCUGUAGCACACAUCAUGUGCGUAGUUUGUUUUGUUUUUCUCCAGCUCCCCCUUGGCUUCCUAGAGCUUGGACAUACUCCAGGACUAAAUGCUCUUCCCCAAACCGCAGGCAAGGGUUUUCCCUAAGCAGCAUGUGCUUGUCAGGCGCGGACAUGAGCCUCAGGGGAGAUGGCCAACGCUGGAUUUCCUUCUCGGCCCACAUUGCCCCUUCUGAGGCUCCGAGUGCGUCUCCUCGAGUCUAAAAGGAGCGGCGGGGAAAGGAACCCCGCUGCGCGUGGGACUGCUGUUUACUAAGGGGGCGGCGGCGGCACAGGCUUCGCCUAGACCCGCUUUCUUACUGUGUGGUUUUACGUGGUUAGAGCAGGGGCCCUCCCCAAAUCCCCACGUCUCCCCUUUACUAGAAGAAAGCCAGAACAGCUAGCCAAGUGGUACCGCUUUCCUUCACGUGGCAUCGACGACCCCUCACGGAAGUCUUGAGGAUCUUUUCUCCGAGGGAGCACUGGCUGUCUCGGGUGGGCGGAGAGCAGAAAGACAUUCGCCACACAGCGUGGGGCACAAAGCCGGGCGCGGUAUCCCUCCCGGGAGGUGUCAGUCUGGGACACCCAGGCGCACACAGAAACACAGCUUUCAUGGGAAGGAAACUUGCAGUUCAUGUAACUGGAUUGAGAAAUUCUUAGUGAUUCCAUCAUUGAUUAUUAUUUUUUUUUAAUGCAGAAGUAAUGUAUACGCUAGCAUUCUGGUGUUUUUAUAUUUAUGUAAUAAUUUCUUAAAACCAUUCAGACAGGUAACUAUUUAAUUUUUUAAAAGUACAUGUGGAAAGGUGUCUCCUCCUAAGGACAGUGGCUGGAAGGGGCGGGGCGCGGCCAGUUCUCGGUCUUGGUGGAGGGUGUAGGAGCUCUUCGGGUUUGGCAUCGGAAGCACCGAACCCGGCUGGCUAAGCAGGCAGCUCCGAGUCAAAUCUGGGCCCUCUGACAGGGACCUUCGCUCGGGGUCAGAGCUUCCCCUGGAGAGACGGAGCCGUCUGUGCAGAGCCGCCUUCCCUCACCCUCAGUGCCUGGCAUCAGCCCCGCGGAGCCUCGUUCUGGUGUGCGGGAGGGGACUAGGACAGGGAGGAGGAUGCCGAUUCCCUUCGCUAUUCAACCAGUCUUUUAAUCUCUGUAAAAAGCAUGUAUGUAUUUAUAGUGUUUUAGAUUUUUCUAACUUUUGUAUCUUAAAAGCAGAGCACCUGUUUCAGCAUUGUACCCCCCUUGUUAAAGAUGAUUCAUGUUGUCUCUUCCCUCCUUUUGCUCUUGUAAGUGCCCUUCUAAUAAACUUUUCAUUGAAAAGCUCCUA
Messenger RNA from Chinchilla lanigera (long-tailed chinchilla), 5378 nucleotides. It is a transcript of the gene Smad3, whose product is annotated as SMAD family member 3. Gene Ontology annotation, cellular component: heteromeric SMAD protein complex. Gene Ontology annotation, molecular function: DNA-binding transcription factor activity, RNA polymerase II-specific; I-SMAD binding; RNA polymerase II cis-regulatory region sequence-specific DNA binding. Lineage: Eukaryota; Metazoa; Chordata; Mammalia; Rodentia; Chinchillidae. Bases 1 to 1278 code for a protein of 425 amino acids. The record is from RefSeq and is a predicted model, not a curated record. The transcript is spliced from 9 exons. Gene Ontology annotation, biological process: anatomical structure morphogenesis; BMP signaling pathway; SMAD protein signal transduction.